UUUAUUUUAAGAAAAUCCCAAUUUUCAUUUUUCCUUUUCUUCUCCAUCGUCCGAUGCUUUUUCAUUGAUUCUCCAAAUAACAACAAAUAUUACUAACAAUUUCUACCAAUCCCCUCCUCUCGCGCGCCAAAUUAAAAGAAAAGUGCCAUUUCUCUGCUUUGCUUCUUAGUUUUUGCUCAUCAGGGGACAUGGCGGAUGAUAUGGCGAGGGGGCCAGCGAGUCCAGCAGGAGGGAGCCAUGAGAGUGGAGGGGAGCAGAGCAGUUCUCACUCAAACGUGAGGGAACAAGAUCGUUUCCUCCCAAUUGCUAAUAUAAGUAGAAUCAUGAAGAAAGCAUUGCCAACUAAUGGCAAAAUUGCAAAGGAUGCUAAAGAUACUGUUCAAGAAUGUGUUUCUGAGUUCAUCAGCUUCAUCACUAGCGAGGCUAGUGAUAAAUGUCAGAAAGAGAAGAGGAAGACAAUCAAUGGUGAUGAUCUGUUGUGGGCAAUGGCAACAUUAGGCUUUGAGGACUAUAUUGAGCCACUUAAAAUAUAUCUGGCCAGGUACAGGGAGUUGGAGGGUGAUGCUAAGGGAUCCUGCUAGGGGUGGUGAAGGGCCUCUUAGAAGGGAUGGAGCUCUUCCUGUCCAAAACCCACAGUUUCCUAUCCAGGGGUCAUUGAACUAUAUUAAUUCCCAAGCGCAAGGACAUCAUAUGAUCUUUCCCUCGAUGCAAGGCAACGAUUAGCUGAUCCGAGCUCCCUCUACCACUUUCAGAAGUGUAUUAGGGGCUGGUUACAUUGUUUAAACUCAACUCUUUUAGGAUCUUUAUUGUGGACUAAUCUUGAUUAUGCAAAGUUGCACACCUUGGGGAGUAUUUAGGUUAGCUUGUUCUAAGGUGAUAUUGAAAUUAGUUGAAUGAUAUAUCCUUCUACUGUC
Molecule: messenger RNA, 914 nt
Organism: Hibiscus syriacus
Lineage: Eukaryota; Viridiplantae; Streptophyta; Magnoliopsida; Malvales; Malvaceae
Product: nuclear transcription factor Y subunit B-1-like
Exons: 7
Coding region: 189-581 (130 amino acids)
Biological process (GO): regulation of transcription by RNA polymerase II
Cellular component (GO): nucleus; CCAAT-binding factor complex
Molecular function (GO): RNA polymerase II cis-regulatory region sequence-specific DNA binding; protein heterodimerization activity; DNA-binding transcription activator activity, RNA polymerase II-specific
Source: RefSeq, a predicted model, not a curated record